AUGGCACCUAUGACGCCCCGUCUCAAGAUUCUUGCAGUUGGCGGAAACCCGGUCUCUGCCUUUCUCUCCUGGCGACUUCAGGCCACAAACGCCUGCGAUGUUACCCUAGUCUGGAAAUCGGGAUACGAGCAUGUCUCUCAAUACGGCAUCUCUUUCAAGUCGCCUAUAUUCGGCAAUGAGCGCUUUAAGCCUCGUCACGUGGUCCGAAACCCCGAAGACGCUUCCAAUGUCCGUGACGGCCCUUUCGAUUACGUCGUCUUGUGCGUAAAGGCCCUACCCGACGUGUACGACCUGGCCGCUGUUAUCGACUCUGUCGUAACGCCCCAGCAUACCUGCAUUCUUAUCAACACAACACACACACUGGGCGUCGAAGCCGCCAUCGAAGAGCGUUACCCCACAAACGUCGUUCUUUCGUUAGUCUCUGGUGCCGAGCUUACCCAGCUCGGGCCAAGCGAAUUCGAGCACAAGGGCUCGACCGAUGUCUGGGUUGGUCCGGCCAACAAGCAUAGCAAUAUUCCCCCAGCUAUACAAGAGGACAUGGCACAGGCUCUGGCCAUGACUCUUAGCACCGGCCAGGUCGACUGCAAAGUGUCGCCGAACAUUCGUCAGCAACAAUAUGAACGCGUUAUUGGUCCGAUUGCUUUCCACCCUGUCAGCGUGCUCUUUGAAACCCCCAACCAAUCCGUUCUUCUAGACAAGGUCGGCGUCAAGGACAUGGUCACUGGCAUUAUCGACGAGCUUCUCCUCCUCGCCGAGGCCAAUGGCUGCAAAUUCGACAUUGACUUCAAGCAGAGUGUAAUGGGCGACAUGACAAAGACGAAUCUUCCAGAAAGUAUUAUGUGGCAAGACUAUGUCGCUAGACGCCCGAUGGAAAUCGAGACGUAUCUGGGAUCCCCCAUCAAGCUCGCUCACGAAGCCAAGGUUCCCGUUCCCAGAAUCGAGACACUUUACGCCAUUAUGCACAACUUGAAUGUGGUCAAUAGGAACCGGCCCAAGACCGGAGACGUUCCUGUUGUUAUGCCCCCAAGCUCCCCAACCGUCGGUCAGCCUCCACGCCUGCCAUCCCAGAAUGGCCACCGUCCAAUGAUGGGCGGCAUGCCAAAUGGAAAUGGUAUGCCACCGCGCCAGGUUCGUCCACGUAACUCUUCCAACUUCGGCCCCCCCGGGCCAAUGCGACGCGGACCUCCUCCUAUGAACGGCGGCCCAAACGGCAUGGGGCGCCCACCACCGCACAUGAAUGGCGGAUCCCGAGCUCCCUCGCGACGUGGAUCCAUGGACGGCAAUGAUCUCGAAGAAUUUUCGCAUCUUGUCCUCUACGACGACAUUCCCGAAGGCCAUGAACAAGGUUUUGGCGCCGACGGCGGUGACAUUGGGUUGCGUGAGAGAGAGUUGCAGCUCAGACAGAGAGAACUAGCUCUCAAAGAGCAGGAGAUGCGCAUGCGACGCGGCCCUCCUCCGGGGCCACCGGGCCCUCGCCGCGGCCCUCAUCCUAUGCGCCACAGUACUCAGAUGUUCGACGACGACGACGACGAUGACUUCUUCGAUCCCCCCGUGGGCCCUGGAAUGCCUGCUGUUGACGCCGACAAUUUUGACAUGAUGAGCGUCACGUCACGAAAGAAUCGCAAAGCCUCCGGCCCCCCUGCCUCUCAAAUUCGCCGUAACCCUGAGUUCGAUGCUCCCCCCCCUUCCCGCGGCGGCCGAUUCCGACCCAGCUUUGGCCGAAACCGUUCAAGCCAAAUUGCAUCGAUACCCAUGAUGACAGACAACAUCCUAGACGACCCACUUAUGAGCUGCUCGUCGAAUCGCUAUGGUACUGUCGACCGAGGCACCAUGAACGGUGGCUCCCGAGCCAACUCCCUGACGGCCUCGAGACUUGAUGAGCUGCAAUACGGCCAGGCUCCCGGUGGCCCUCCAGGAAUGAACUAUGGGCGUCGCGCAAGCCAGUCCCCCGGAAACCCAUACAGUCCCUCGAUGCGCGGCGGUGGCGGCAGACCUUCGCCCCCCAACGGUUACGGACCUCCCAUGAAUGGCCGUCCCUCUCCGCCCGAGGGUUUGAACAGCAUAUUGGGCGCGGGCAGUGGUGAAAUCGACUCCGAAAACUCGGCACGCAGCAGCCAGACCAGCCUUCCUCCUGCGCCACCAGCAGCUACCAGUGUCCACUAA
Akanthomyces muscarius is the source of this 2163-nucleotide messenger RNA. RefSeq lists its product as uncharacterized. The coding region runs from base 1 to 2163 and encodes 720 amino acids. The transcript has 7 exons. NCBI's taxonomy places the organism in Eukaryota, Fungi, Ascomycota, Sordariomycetes, Hypocreales, Cordycipitaceae. Gene Ontology annotation, molecular function: oxidoreductase activity. The record is from RefSeq and is a predicted model, not a curated record. Gene Ontology annotation, cellular component: cytoplasm.